Thermothielavioides terrestris NRRL 8126 is the source of this 465-nucleotide messenger RNA. RefSeq lists its product as uncharacterized. NCBI's taxonomy places the organism in Eukaryota, Fungi, Ascomycota, Sordariomycetes, Sordariales, Chaetomiaceae. The transcript has a single exon. Bases 1 to 465 code for a protein of 154 amino acids. The record is from RefSeq and is a predicted model, not a curated record.
AUGGACAGUACAGGGCAUCCGGCUGCUCCGUCCCGCCCGCCGGGCCCUCCGCGCCGCCCAUUGCGGAAUAUCAACUUCGACGCCCUUCAUCCCACCGAAUUUCAGACGGACAUGCAGUUCUUGACGGCCAACUUGAACUGGGUGACCUUGCCCUGCGGUUUCGCCAGUCCGCGCUGGCCCCAGUCCUUCGUUCCUAACUGGGUCGUCGAGGCGCUGAAACUGCCGAUCGUCUCCAUACCCCCGGAAGACGUGCGAACGUACCUGACGCCGCGAGGACGGAUCAGGAGCACGCGGUUUGCCGUCCUCUACGUCAGGGCUGUUCACCUGAACACGAACUUCAUGCUCGUGCCGCUCCCCAUCUUGGAGAGUGAAACCCACGGCAACUUGGGUGUGAGCAUGAUCAUCGGAAGGGGCUUGCUCGACAGCUACCUCAACUGCGGUGCCGGCGUACCCUAUCUUUUUUAA